UUGGGAAACACCCUUUAAAAGCAGACACACCAUUUACGUAUCUGUCUCUAUUUCGUCUUCAAUCUUCCGUCUCUACAUAGAUUUUUCCGCCAACCCUUUUAGCAUAACGAUUACCCUUUUGAAUCUAGUUUCCAAAUCAACUCUGAAAAUCUCAUCUUUUUUGAUCUUCUACUGCUUCAGUUGGUGGCCAUGGCGAUUGCAGCGGCAGCUGUUAUCGUUCCAUUAGGCAUUCUCUUCUUCAUCUCUGGUCUCGUCGUCAAUCUCAUUCAGGCAGUCUGUUUCAUCCUCAUUUGGCCAGUUUCAAAAAGCACCUACAGAAGGAUCAAUAGGAUGCUGGUAGAGUUGUUGUGGCUGGAACUCAUUUGGAUCUUUGAUUGGUGGGCGGGAGUUAAGAUUCAACUAUUCACUGAUAGUGAGACCUUCAAGUUAAUGGGCAAGGAACAUGCACUUGUCAUGUGUAAUCAUAGAAGUGACCUUGAUUGGCUAGUCGGAUGGGUUCUAGCUCAGCGUUCAGGUUGCCUGGGCAGUGCAAUAGCUGUAAUGAAGAAAUCAUCAAAAUUGCUUCCGGUAAUAGGUUGGUCAAUGUGGUUUUCUGAAUAUAUCUUUUUGGAAAGAAGCUGGGCCAAAGAUGAAAGCAUAUUAAAGUCAGGUCUUCAGCGUUUGAAGGACUUCCCACAGCCGUUUUGGCUGGCACUUCUUGUAGAAGGAACUCGGUUUACUCAGGCAAAGCUUCUAGCAGCUCAAGAAUAUGCAGCCUCAACAGGAUUGCCUGUACCUAGAAAUGUUCUAAUUCCUCGUACCAAGGGUUUUGUUUCAGCAGUUAGUAAUAUGCGUUCAUUUGUCCCCGCCAUUUAUGAUAUAACAGUGGCUAUUCCAAAAACUUCAUCUCAACCUACAAUGAUCAGACUAUUCAAGGGGCAACCAUCUGUGGUGCAUGUCCACCUGAAGCGGCGUUCAAUGAAUGAAUUGCCUGAAACAGAUGAGGCUAUUGCUCAGUGGUGUAGGGAUGUAUUUGUUGCUAAGGAUGCACUGUUGGACAAACAUGUAGCUGAGGACACCUUCAGUGGUCAAGAAUUACAGAACAUUGGUCGGCCAUUAAAACCUCUCUUGGUUGUUACCUUUUGGGCAUGCAUGGUGGUUUUCGGAGCUUUAAAAUUUCUCCAGUGGUCUUCAUUAUUAUCCUCAUGGAAGGGUAUUGCAGUCUCUGCAUUUUGUUUGGCUCUUAUUACCGUUCUCAUGCAGAUCCUGAUUCUCUUCUCACAGUCAGAGAGGUCAACCCCUGCCAAGGUUGCCCCCAGAAACAGCAGUAGAUCCUCAUAGUUUGAUCCCCAGACAUCGGUACACAAAUGAAACCUCACCUACACAUUUUAAUGAACCUAAAAUAGGCGCGUACUAUGUCUAUCAUUCCCGGUAGCCUUGUUUUACUUUUACAUUUAAACUUUCAUAGAAUUAUGUCUUUAAUUUUCAUAUCCCGCAGGUUUGUAUGCAGAUCAUCAAUUCAUUGUUUGCUGGAAAAGUUGGACACACUUUUGUGUAGACUAUAUAUUGUAAAACGGUCCUAGCAAAUGCUUAUAUCAUGCUAGCCUACCAAUUUCAACAGUUUUCAUGCGUUCAUAUUUAAUACAUAGUUUUUGAAAUGUUGGAACAUUAACAACAUCAUUCUCUUAGUGAGGUCCUUGUCUAGUUCUUCUCUUUAUUUUUCCUGUACAUUCUCCUUGACAGGAUGCAUAAAUCAGUAUAUAUCAACUCAUUUGGUGUCAUGUGACUUGUUAUGACAAUGUAAGAUUUUGUUAUUGUGAGAUAAGAUUGGAUGUAAAAUCAUUUUUUAUUUUUUUGAGGGUUGAUAAAAGAAAAAACACAGUUUGUU
Rubroshorea leprosula is the source of this 1867-nucleotide messenger RNA. NCBI's taxonomy places the organism in Eukaryota, Viridiplantae, Streptophyta, Magnoliopsida, Malvales, Dipterocarpaceae. The record is from the annotation of a GenBank genome assembly.